Messenger RNA from Gorilla gorilla gorilla (western lowland gorilla), 1128 nucleotides. RefSeq names its product GTPase, IMAP family member 4 (gene GIMAP4). The transcript is spliced from 3 exons. The record is from RefSeq and is a predicted model, not a curated record. Gene Ontology annotation, cellular component: cytosol. Bases 123 to 1112 code for a protein of 329 amino acids. Gene Ontology annotation, molecular function: GTP binding. Lineage: Eukaryota; Metazoa; Chordata; Mammalia; Primates; Hominidae.
GUAAAUCUGGACAGCUCCUCCCCUCACUUCCUCUCUUCCUGUUUCUCAACAUCCUGGCUUAGUAUUGUGUGCAAAAUCAGAGAGGGGUGCAAGAUCCUGAUUUUUCAGGAGUUCAAGCGACAAUGGCAGCCCAAUACGGCAGUGUGAGCUUCAACCCCAGCACACCAGGGGCCAGUUAUGGGCCUGGAAGGCAAGAGCCCAGAAAUUCCCAAUUGAGAAUUGUGUUAGUGGGUAAAACCGGAGCAGGAAAAAGUGCAACAGGAAACAGCAUCCUUGGCCGGAAAGUGUUUCAUUCUGGCACUGCAGCAAAAUCCAUUACCAAGAAGUGUGAGAAACGCGGCAGCUCAUGGAAGGAAACAGAACUUGUCGUAGUUGACACACCAGGCAUUUUCGACACAGAGGUGCCCAAUGCUGAAACGUCCAAGGAGAUUAUUCGCUGCAUUCUUCUGACCUCCCCAGGGCCUCAUGCUCUGCUUCUGGUGGUUCCACUGGGCCGUUACACUGAGGAAGAGCACAAAGCCACAGAGAAGAUCCUGAAAAUGUUUGGAGAGAGGGCUAGAAGUUUCAUGAUUCUCAUAUUCACCCGGAAAGAUGACUUAGGUGACACCAAUUUGCAUGACUACUUAAGAGAAGCUCCAGAAGACAUUCAAGACUUGAUGGACAUUUUCGGUGACCGCUACUGUGCGUUAAACAACAAGGCAACAGGCGCUGAGCAGGAGGCCCAGAGGGCACAGUUGCUGGGCCUGAUCCAGCGCGUGGUGAGGGAGAACAAGGAAGGCUGCUACACUAAUAGGAUGUACCAAAGGGCCGAGGAGGAGAUCCAGAAGCAAACACAAGCAAUGCAAGAACUCCACAGAGUGGAGCUGGAGAGAGAGAAAGCACGGAUAAGAGAGGAGUAUGAAGAGAAAAUCAGAAAGCUGGAAGAUAAAGUGGAGCAGGAAAAGAGAAAGAAGCAAAUGGAGAAGAGACUAGCAGAACAGGAGGCUCACUAUGCUGUAAGGCAGCAAAGGGCAAGAACGGAAGUGGAGAGUAAGGAUGGGAUACUUGAAUUAAUCAUGACAGCGUUACAGAUUGCUUCCUUUAUUUUGUUACGUCUGUUCGCGGAAGAUUAAACUUAAUGAAAAUCUG